CAAUGAGAAUUCUGGUAUCCAUUCUUCUAAUUUUCUGUGCUGAAUUAUGUUUGUCACAGCAUCCAAAAUUAAUUACACCGAUAGACGAAAAAUUUGUUUGUAUCGUUAAGAAGAAUUGUGAGCAUUGUCUUAGACUGCCGCUAUGUUCCUGGUGUCCAACAGAGAAUAAAUGCUUCUCACAGACAUUGGAUGCUGAUUUUUGUAAAGACAACAGUAUUGGCCACGAGGAUUUGGGCUUAAGUCUUGAAGAGAACGCGAGCUGCUUAUGUCGUGGUGACAAAUACGUAAAUACAACAACGUGCUUUCCUCCUAGAGAAGACGGUGACACGAUACCCUCGGAUGAGCCUGCAUGUUCAGACCGGGGAAAAUGCAUUUGUGGCCGAUGCUUCUGUGACCUUGUUGCGGACCCAGAACACCCUACAAAGUUGGUAAUGGGGGAUCACUGCGAGUUCGAUAACUUUUCAUGCCAAGAUGAAUGCAAUGAGGGGCCUUAUUUAAUAAAUCCGCAUGUUGCUAACACGGAAACAAAGACCCUGGUAGACGACAGCGACAAAAUUGAGGAAAUGUGAAAUAAGAUAUAAAAACUGCAAUAUGAAGCUUUAAACAGUGAAUUUUACGAAAUAAAUAUUGGGAA
Hyposmocoma kahamanoa is the source of this 634-nucleotide messenger RNA. Its product is annotated as integrin beta-PS-like. Lineage: Eukaryota; Metazoa; Arthropoda; Insecta; Lepidoptera; Cosmopterigidae. The transcript is spliced from 3 exons. The record is from RefSeq and is a predicted model, not a curated record. Bases 3 to 569 code for a protein of 188 amino acids.